Molecule: messenger RNA, 2617 nt
Organism: Pelmatolapia mariae (spotted tilapia)
Lineage: Eukaryota; Metazoa; Chordata; Actinopteri; Cichliformes; Cichlidae
Gene: arl13b
Product: ADP-ribosylation factor-like 13b
Exons: 10
Coding region: 147-1322 (391 amino acids)
Biological process (GO): non-motile cilium assembly; receptor localization to non-motile cilium
Cellular component (GO): ciliary membrane; non-motile cilium; motile cilium
Molecular function (GO): GTP binding; GTPase activity
Source: RefSeq, a predicted model, not a curated record
GUUCAGCUGGGCUCUUCAGUUUGACCUGUCGCCAUGAGGUGUUUAAAGCAGCCGGGACUGAUGGCUGUGGGUUAGGGGACAGCGGGUAGACAGUGCCUCACCCUUUGUUUUUGUUUUUGGGAGGUUUAGACCAAGAGCCUACCCUGAUGAAGGCCGGUUGGCUCCAGAAGACAGUUAGAUGGAUAGUGCGGUUGAUGUAUUUUCGGCGAAAGUGUCAAAGGAAGGUGACUCUGGUGAUGGUGGGAUUGGAUAAUGCAGGGAAGACUGCCACGGUGCGAGGAAUUCAGGGAGACAAUCCGCGGGACGUCGCUCCCACAGUGGGCUUUUCCAAAGUCGACCUGAAGCAGGGCAAGUUCGAAGUGACCAUCUUUGACCUGGGGGGCGGGAAAAGAAUCCGGGGAAUCUGGAAAAAUUACUACUCGGAAUCGCACGGUGUGGUGUUUGUGGUUGAUUCCAGCGAUGUCCAGCGGAUCCAGGAGACGCGGGAGACCAUGGCUGAGGUCCUUCAGCACCCACGCAUUGCUGGCAAGCCUGUGCUAGUACUUGCAAACAAACAAGACCAGGAGGGAGCACUGGCUGAAGCUGACAUCAUUGAGAACCUGUCCUUAGAGAAGCUUGUUAAUGAGAACAAGUGUCUCUGUCAGAUUGAACCAUGCUCGGCUGUUUUAGGCUAUGGGAAAAAGGUUGACAAGUCCAUCAAGAAGGGCCUGAACUGGCUCCUCAGCAACAUUGCCAAAGACUAUGAAGCCAUCACCGAGCGAGUGCAGAAGGACACGGCUGAGCAGCGCGCUCUGGAGGAGCAAGACAAGAAGGAGAGGGCAGAGAGAGUACGGCGGAUACGAGAGGAGAGAGAGCGGCAGGAGCGGGAGGAGGCAGAGCGAGAGGGAAGGCCCAUCCAAGAAGAUGAGCCCGAUGAUGAGUACAUUCAGAGCCCCUUCCAGCCAAUAGAGAGCGUGAUUUCUGAAAACGAGGAUAAAGAAAAGGAAAGGAGGAGGCAAAGAGAGCUGCAGGAGGGAAGGGGUAACAGCCCCAGGGCAGCCACUGAUCAAGAGGAAGAGGAGGAGGAGGAGGAGGAGCACGGGGACACGAGACAAACACCAGAAAACAACACUCCAGCCACGACAGGUGAGCAGAGCAAGAAGAAGACGAGCAAGCUGCACCUGAAGAGGAAGCACAGGGUGGACCCGCUGAGGAUAGAGGACGGACCGACGGAGAGCCUCACCCCUCCUCCGCCUCCAGUGGGAUGGGCCACGCCCAAAGUCUCUAGGCUGCCAAAGCUAGAGCCACUCGGGGACACGGGACAUUCUGAGAGCGGCGUGUAGACAACCAAGCAAAUAAAAGCUUGACUGCUGUGGAUGCCGGAGCCGGGGACCUCUGGAAGGGCGAUGGACACUAAACAGAGUGGCGACAGGAAGUCCUGCUCAGAAGCUGUAAUUUGACCUCACAAAUUCAUUGUGAAACCCGCCUGAACUGUGCAUCAGACUCUGUCUUCACAAACAAAAGCACAACUUGGUGUUGAACUCUCUCCAGCUCGUAGACUUUAUAUGCUUCUAUUAAUAUCAGUGUUAGUUCGGACUUUGGUGUCAAACUCCGAUGCUUUUAAUCGACAGCAAAUGUAAAUAUACCCUUUAAAUUUGUCUGAAUAAUUUAUUUGUAUACAUGCCACCAUUAAAAUAACCACAUCAUUUAUUUUUGCACUUCUAGGUUUUUAGUGUAAAACACCAUGUGGCUGAGGCAUCUGAGUAAUAAUUUAAAAAGAAAAAAAAAAGAAAAAGAAAAAAGGUAUCGGUCUUAAGUGGCUUAUUACAGCAGAGUGCUUUAAAUUUGACCUUUUGUGAAGUCGGAAACAUUUCCCCCUUUUUUUACAUUGCUGAUGUGUAAAGAGGGCGAGUCACAGCGGGCAAGUGGAUUUUGUGGAAGUCAUUUUUUUUAAGGACUGUUGACUUUUGAUGUAAAACAAAAAGAAAUGGAAAACACUAAUUUAAAAAAAUCUUUAAUUGGAUACAUUUAUAAAGGAACUUUUUAUCUACUGUUUUAAAACACGAACAUUUACAUGUCUACAGGGCUUUUAACACAUUCUGCUGUUUACACUGUGUGUCCAUUUUUUUUGUUUUUUAAAGUGAUAUUUCUGUCAAGACAGACUCGCUGCCUUUUCAGGUGGCCCUCGAGGUGUGAGCUGGUGCUGUUGGUGUCCCAGCUUUUGUGACGCGGCUGUCUGCUGCGCCCAUUUUUGCUUUGGAAAAAAAAAAACCCCCACUAAAAUUGCAUCUCGACGAGCAUAAACACAAAUCUGAAGCUUGGAACACUCCACUGCCCCAGUUAAGUUUGUUUUGUGUGCUGGAGGAGUUUGCAGUAGGGAUAAUAAGGGAAGAAGAACAUACUUCCACAGCAGCACCUGGAACAGCCAGUAUUGGGUCAGAACACAUGAGAAUAUGUGCACCAGAAGUAAUAACAGAAGUAUCACUUUAAAAAAAAACCCCUGCAAUGUUGUAUUUCAGAUCUGUAGUACGAUGCUCACUCUCUUUUAAUGUGCUAGAUGUUUUAAAAAAUAAAGAUAUUUUUUCUAUCCAGAUUGAAUUUUAUAAUGGCAAAAUAAAAGAUGUUUUAAAUAUAUUAC